This is a messenger RNA of Plasmodium malariae, 798 nucleotides long. Its product is annotated as ubiquinol-cytochrome-c reductase complex assembly factor 1, putative. The record is from RefSeq and is a predicted model, not a curated record. The transcript has 6 exons. NCBI's taxonomy places the organism in Eukaryota, Apicomplexa, Aconoidasida, Haemosporida, Plasmodiidae. Gene Ontology annotation, cellular component: mitochondrion. Bases 1 to 798 code for a protein of 265 amino acids. Gene Ontology annotation, biological process: mitochondrial respiratory chain complex III assembly.
AUGUGGAAUAAAAUUAGAGUAUUAUUACUAAAUAGAAGAUACUUGAUAUUUCGAUAUUUUACAAAUGAAGUAAAAGUUUAUGAUAAUUUAAAAAUUGCAGAAAGUAAAACAUUAUAUGAAGACAAAAAUACAAAAAUUAGCAUUCGAGAAUCCUCAAAAUAUGCUGUACCCAUACCUCAGUGUGACCGUUCCAUAAUAAGUUCCUUUAUUUACAGAGUAUUCUUAAAACAUACCGAAUAUGGAGAAUGUGCAUGGAGAUUAGUUCAUCUAAUUAUUGAAAGAUUGGAAAAUGAAGAAAUAUUAAAAAUGUUUCAUAUUGAUGAAUCUUUUAACAUGAAAAUGUAUUUUUAUAUUCUACAUCUAUGGAUAAUUAACAAAAGAUUAAGACAUGAAAAUUACCAAGGAGAAAUAAUAAAUACUUAUAUUUUUGAUAUUACCUGGAGAAUUGUGCGAGAUUGGAUGCUUCUAAAAAAUGUACCAGAAUAUUCUUUUAACGCGGAGCUUUUAAAUUGUCAAGAAUAUGCCUUUGGGUUUUUAGUAUCCUUAGAUGAAGCAGCUACAAAUGUGGAAAUAUUCCCCGCACACUUAAAAGACAUAUUAUGGGAGCACUUAUAUGAAAGAAAAGUAAAGAAAGGAGGGGACAUAGUCACAGAGGCUGAUUUUUACAACCAAAAAAAAUCAAAUCGUCGCUUACCGUCCUUAUGCCAACAGAUAUCAUAUGGAGGCUACCGUCCUAAGGAAAAAAGCAAAUAUCUUCCAUAUGAUGAUGGGAAAAAAUUAUUACCAAGGAAUUAUUAG